Agelaius phoeniceus (red-winged blackbird) is the source of this 4152-nucleotide messenger RNA. It is a transcript of the gene CEP128, whose product is annotated as centrosomal protein 128. Gene Ontology annotation, cellular component: centriole; spindle pole. Lineage: Eukaryota; Metazoa; Chordata; Aves; Passeriformes; Icteridae. The record is from RefSeq and is a predicted model, not a curated record.
GCGCUGCGGGGGGCCCGGCGCCCGGCCCGCGGCCCCGGCAGCUGGCGGCAGGGCGGCUAGUUCAAGUUGCCAUAGCGGCGAGGUUGCUCAUGAGAACAAAGAGGAAUGCUUAACCAUAAAUAGCUUCAAGACACUGAUGGCAGAUUCAUCCAGUGAUUCAGACAACUUAUUUACGGCUCGGGUUGGAAGGCGGCCUUUGAGAGCAUCCCACAGCAGAGCUCAGAACUAUGGUGCUGAAGAAGUUACAGAGAAGAUCCAUACUUUAGCAAGCACUUUGCAGGAUACCAACAGAAAUCUAAGACACGUUGACCAUUUGCUAGGACAAUACAGAGAAUACAACAAGGAACAAACCAAAGCAAUAACAACUUUGAAAGAAACACUGGAGCAAUCUAUAGGUCAAUUGAGGAGCCAGCGACUAACACGAAGCUCUGGAAUGAGAAGUGCAUCUCUCUCAAGCUUAUAUCCCAGUGACCUGGAUGGAGAAGGAACAUCAGGCAACCACCACUUCCUGCCCACUUCUCCUCUCAGGGAUUACGGAGUCUCACAGGGCAGUAAACACCGAAGGUCUCGAUCUGCAAGUGUUCGUUUUGUCAGUGAGGCAGACAAUGUGGAGCAGCUGCAUUCUUUCCACCAGUCUCUUCGGGAUCUCAGCAGUGAACAAGUUCGCCUGGGAGAUGACAUCAGUCGCGAGCUUUCAAGAAGAAAUCGGACUGAUGCUGAAUUAAGAAAGACUCUAGAAGAAUUGUCUGAAAAGCUCACUGAGUCCCAAAGACAAGAAACGGUAUCAGAACGAGUAGAGAGGAGACUUCAGGAGAUAGAAGAAGAAAUGCGUGCUGAAAGACAGCUUGUAGAAAGGCGCCAGGACCAGCUGGGCCAUGUGUCUCUUCAAUUACAGGAGGUUUUAAGGAAGCAAGAUGUUAAAGCAGAUGAAACAGAAGAGCUCGUGAGAAACAAACUUGUGAAAUACGAAAGCGAAAAGCACCAGCUUGAGCAGGAAUUGGAGCAGUCCCGGAAAAAGUUGAGUGAAUCUGAAGGCAGUAGAGAAGCUCUUUUGCAUCAGAUUGAGGAUCUUCGUUCUCAGCUUUUGAGAGCAGAAGAAGACCGUGUAGAAUUGCAACAUCAAAUCUCUUAUGCUGCUAUGCAUCGCCAGAGCUAUCAGGAUGCACAAGAUGAUGACAGGAGAAUUAGAGCAGUAGCUGAAAGAUAUGAGAGAGAGAAGCAAGAUCUAGAGAAACAUAUUUUGGAACUUAAAGCAAAGCUGAGUCAUAAUGCUGUAAUGUCAGAGGUAGAAGAACUGAAGAGAUGUAUAGAGCGUAAGGACAAGGAGAAAGCACAGCUUGUGAUGCACAUACAGGUGUUAACAUCUGACCUGGAAAACAGGGAGAAGCAGCAGGAAAAAAUGCUGGAUCAGCUAAAGGAGAUACAGAAUUGCUACAAGGCAUGUGAGAGUGGACGCAGACAAACUGAACUCCAGUCUGCUGAGUUAGCUCAACAGGUUGAAGAGAGUACCAAGGAAGCAGAACGGUAUCUCAGUGAGUUCAAGCACUCAGAGGCACUCAGGCUGGAGAUUGAGAAAAAAAGAGAAGAUUUGAAGGUGAGAGCCCAGGAAACCAUCCGCCAAUGGAAAUUGAAGUGUAAGAAACUGGAUCGUGAGGUAGAAAAGCAAAAUCAAGCUAUCAGUGAACUGAUGGACAAGAAUAGUCAGGCCCUUAAAGAAAAAGAUGAUCUCAAAAGUCAGCUUCUCUCAGCUAUAAAUCAAAUAGAAAACCUGCGGAAAGAGCUGAAUGAUGUGCUUACAAAGAGAGCCCAGCAGGAAGAACUCCUUCACUGUAAAGAGGUAAAACUGAAUGAAAUGGAGUCACACCAGGUAUCUCUUGAAGAAGAGAUCAAAGAAGUUCAAGGUACUGUAAAAAAAUUGGAGAAUGAGUUGAAAAAGCAAGUCUUUCUACAAAAGCAAAUGCAAGCUGAGAAGGAGCACUUGAAGACAGAACUUGCAAAUAUUAACUUGUUUCAUAAAAAAGACCAAGAACGACUCCUAGAAAUGCAAGCAGAUGUGAAACAUUUAAGUGCUGUACGUGUGGAACUAACAAACAGAAUUGCAGAAGAGGAGAAAGCCAAAAAGGAAUUACUUAAGAACCUCUCAGACCUCCAGAAACAGCAGGAAUCUAGUCAUGAAGAGAUGAUUUCAGCUAACAGGCAGCUGAAGAUGGAAAGAGAAGUUCACCAACAGGAGUUGGCAGAUCUUAGAUCAGAGUUACAAAAUGUGAAAAUCAAACAUGAACAAAAUGUUCAAGAGCUCAUGAAACUCCUUAAACAAGAAAAAGAUGAUGGAGAGGCUCAGAUUAGAAUGCUAAAGAUGGAACUUUUAGAAGAGAAAAACAUAGUCAAGGCUCAGUGUCGACAGCUGGAAAAAAUAAAAGUUGAGUGUGAUAAAUUGACAGAAGAAUUAACCCAAAAUGAGGAAGAAAAUAUAAAACUAAAACGGAAAUGUGAGUUUGUAAAACAAGAACUGGAGAAAAAGGAAAAACAGAUCAGCAAUGAAGAUCAUUUGAGAAAGAUGAGUGAGGCCAGACUGCAGUUUAAAGAUCAGCUACGUCAAUUAGAAAUGGAACAGCAAUCCAUUCUCUCCAUGAUAGGAAGUGAAAUUGAUGCUGCUUGUGAAAUCUUUUCUCGGGACUCCAUGGAGAAAUUCAAAGCAAUAACCCUUACACCAACAGUACUGAAUGAUCCUCAUCGCUGGUUAGCAGAAACAAAGACUAAGCUUCAGUGGCUCUGUGAGGAGGUAAAGGAAAGAGAAAGUAAGGAAAAAAAGCUGCGAUGCUACUUGCUGCAGAGCCGAGAACAGCUCAAGCACUUUACACAGAUAAAGGAGACUGAACAUCAGUCUCUCUUUAAACAGAUAAAAAACCAGGAAAAACUUUUGGAAGAAGUUCACAGAGAAAAAAGAGAGCUACUAGAGAAGACACACAGAAGAGAAGAAGAAAUGGGAGCUCUCCAGGAACGUAUUAUGGCCUUAGAAAUGAGUACCCGAGUGGCUUUAAACCACCUGGAGUCUGUGCCUGAGAAACUGAGCCUGUUAGAAGAGUGCAGAGAUACUGGGGAGUCCCAUUGCCGAAGGGAGAUGAUUGAGGAGAGGUAUAUGAGGUAUAAAGACAUAGUGACUUCUUUGCAGCAACAGCUGGAACAUUCAAAGCAAAGAGUUGGGCAAGUCAAGGAUGUGAAAAUGGAUGCUGAAAUUUCUGAUGUAGAAGUGGCUGCUCAUUCUAGUUGGCGAACUCAAAACAGCUUUUUGUGCAGCUCACCGCUUUCAAGUGCAGGUUCACUUACGAAAGGGAUGGUUCCUUUGGAUACAAGUGGCACCAAGGAAGAUGCUACUAAUGUUGCUGUUAGUGAAAAGAAGCUGCAAGCAGAAGGAGGAAAGCUAUAGAAUAUGUUAUGAAACCACAUCAGUUUUCUCUGUGGUAAAUUCCAUUCCACUUUUUUUAUUUGGUUUUGAACAGUAGUAAUUCCAUCUGCUGUAGGAGUGAUGCACCCUUAAUGAUUCAACAAUUGCCAAACACUCAAAUGAAAGAGCACCAAGACUAACUCUAAUGAACUCUUUUGAUAAUUUAGGUGACUUGCACACCAAAGGCUUUCUGAGAUUUUGCUAUUCUCUUGUAUUUGUUUCUGCAAUCCACUUAGACUAUAUUUAUUGUAUUCCUGAAAUACUGUGAAAUGAAAUACCUGUGACAUUAAUCUUUGCUAUGAGCUUAUUUACCCCUAUACAGGAAUUGUUCUGACACUUGUUUUUUAAUUAUGUUUAAUAACAUUAUUAAUAAUGAAAAAACAUUCAGAAGUUGCCUAUUACUAUGAUAGAGAAUAAUUAUACACUGUUGUACAGACACAUUUGUGAUUUUAGGUCCCUCAGUUUGAAAAAAUCGUUUAAGAAAGAAGUGAUAAAACAAAAUUUUCUCAAAGCAAAUAAAAACCCAGCUUGGUUUUGGGUUCAGCAUAUAUGUAUUAUAAGUUGUCUAGAAUUAUUCUUUUGGCCAGCACACUUUUAUUAGAUGGCCUCAAUUAGGCACUUUAAAGAAUCUGAAUCUCACCCUUCUGUAUCGAGAGUGUUGAACGGCACUUCUUUGUGGCUGUGAAAAUUUUAAAAGCAAUGUUUAA